UAAUAAGUAAGCGUGUGCUUAAUAGAAGUUUAUGAAACUUUACGUCAAUGCAUAACUAAGAUUAUGUUUAACACUGAUUGACAAAGUUUUGGCAAUGGUUCAUUUUUUAUGGGCUUUAAGUGAUUUAACACACUUAUCUGAGCUAUUUUUAAACAUGUGGUUUUUCACAAAAGUUGUUACUUUUGCUUCUUUGACAUAGAAAAACAUAUUUAGAUGUUUUGGCAUUUGAGCAAACACUUCAACAGAAAAAAUAACCACCUUAAAGGGCCUGCCAUUUUAAAAAGGUGCAUGUGCUAUAUUGUAGAUUUUUAUGCAAGUCCUUAGAAACUGAUCACCAUAUAGCGGUAUUUCGAUGCAACUAAGCCUAGGCCUUGGCAAUUGUUAGUUUGCAUCUACGUAGAAGAGACAGAAGACCCAAUUUGAGCCAUUGUAAAGACCUUAUUUGAGUAGGACAAAUCGUAAUAACAUAUGACAUGACAAUUAUUGGUGUGUUGUCAGUUAUGUCAAUUUUGUUAAUUUUGUCAGUUAUGUCAACCUACAAACUUCCGGUACUGCCGAUCAUGUGCAACAGAUUAUCGAUCAACGAGGUUAAAUUAUGGCCAUAGUCAGAGGAUGGAAACCGCUUACUUUCUGCUGAUAAAUGGUUUCAAUGAGGUUACAGUUCGAAUAUUGCUUAACUUUUGGAUGUGAGAAUCUAUUUCAUCUUGGGAGAAUCCGACAACCACUUGGGCCUUUUGGAGGCGCUUCACGAGGAGGGUCUAUUCCAGGCCAAAGAAGAGUACUUCGUGGUGGGCGUUCAAGCAGACCCUUGGGAUCCUUUGGAUCCUGCAAAAUACACCCGUGGCUAUUUGAUGCAGAAGUCAGAGCCUCCGAGUCCAUCACUUUUGGAAGGUUUGCGCCACUAUUUGGGAAUCAUGAUGUCUGCCCCUCAAGAAACACGGAACUGGUCGUAUUUCAAUUUCACCCGGAAGGUCAAAAAGCGGAUGCUGCAAGGACACUUCAAGGAUCUCCUCGGUGAAAUCAAUGUACAAAUGCUUCAAUUACGGCGAGAGGCGGCUUAUCUUUACGACGCCGUCAAACUUUACGCGGAAAGUUUGAAAAUCGUCCUCCUUCAAGGGGGUGAUCCGUUCAAUGGGAGUCUGAUCAUUCAAAAUCUCGUCAACCAAACCUACUUCAGUGCAAUGGGCUACAAAGUGUUUAUGGAUGCCAAUGGCGACACUGAAGGCAAUUUCAGUCUCGUGGCCUUGGGACAAACGAGCCAAGGCAAGCCAGGCUUAUUCCCGGUGGGGGUGUUCCAAUUGGAUGGACCGAAUGUACUUCCCAAGCUGCAUUUGACUCACGCCGUGGCAUGGCCACGUGGCAAUCCGCCACGGGCAAUUCCGCGAUGCGGCUUCAAGGGUGAGUUAUGUCUGACGGAAGAAACGGAUGAAGACAUCGUCUUCGGGGUCUUUCUUGGAUUCGGCGUGGUUCUUGUGGUCAUCGUGAUCGUCCUCUAUCGUAACUACAAAUACGAACAAGAGCUGGAUUCCUUGCUAUGGAAAAUCGACCCGAAAGAACUCAAGAUCGACGAGUUCACACCCACCUGUCACAAUUAUCAUGGGACGCUAAGCAAGGCCCAUUUGGCCAGCAGCCGGCGAGCCAGAAACAGCCAGGUGUCCUUGGGAUCCAAUCAGGAGAACGACCAUCGGUUCUCCAUGAUUUACACCCAAAUUGGCGUUUAUAAAGGGCGGAUUUACGGAGUGAAGAAAUCGCCCAAAGCCUCGAUCGACAUCACAAGGAAACUCAAAAAGGAGCUCAAAGCCAUGCGGGACAUUCACCAUGAUAAUUUGAACCACUUCAUCGGAGCUUGUGUGGAACCGGGUAACGUUUGCAUUGUUUACGAAUAUUGCACCCGAGGAAGCUUACGAGACGUCUUGGAUAAUGACGAUAUGAACUUGGACAACAUGUUCAUCGCUUCCUUGGUGGGCGAUAUCAUCCGAGGAAUGAUCUUUCUUCACGAGUCCCAAUUGCGAUUUCAUGGCAAUCUCAAAGCGGCCAAUUGUCUGGUGGACAGUCGUUGGGUUCUAAAACUAAGUGGAUUUGGCCUCAGUGAUUUCUCUCAUCCCUGGCCUAAUGUGCUUGACGUGAUUACGGGCUCUGUCAGUCUGGAUCCACUUCGAAGUGAAGAGCUCCUUUACAGAGCUCCCGAAAUGCUACGCCUCAAGGAUCCUUCCAAGCUUUUGGACAUGAGGUAUAUCUCGGCCUCCGAGAUCAUGCUCCAGAAGGCUGACGUUUACAGCUUCGCCAUCCUUUUCUACGAGAUUCAUUUCAGACCGAGCCUUCCAUUCACCGCCCUCCAUCGCAAUCGAGUGGGAACACGACCUUUUGGCAACGUGGAUAUGACAGUCAUUGAGGUUUUAGAGAGGAUCUACAAUCCCCACGUCCAACUUCGACCCCAAAUCGAUGCUCUGAACAAUUGUGUGGACUUUGUUAAAAGCUGCAUGCGUGAUUGUUGGCAGGAGGUGCCCAAUGACAGACCAGAUUUCAAGGUUAUUCGCUCCCGAUUGAGGCCAAUGCGACGAGGCAUGAAAGCCAACAUUUUCGACAACAUGCUGGCUAUGAUGGAAAAGUAUGCCAACAACCUCGAGAGCCUCGUGGACGAACGCACACAAUUGCUGAUCGACGAGAAGCGCAAAACCGAGGCUCUUCUUUAUGAAAUGUUGCCCAGAACCGUGGCCGAGCAAUUGAAGCAGGGAAAACGGGUGGAUGCGGAGAAUUUCGAUUCCGUGACGAUCUAUUUCUCGGACAUUGUCGGGUUCACGAGCAUGUGUGCCGAAUCGAGUCCUUUGCAAGUGGUCGAUUUCCUCAAUGACCUCUACACUUGCUUUGAUUCAACCAUAGAAAUAUACGACGUAUACAAGGUUGAAACCAUUGGUGAUGCGUAUAUGGUGGUCUCUGGGCUGCCUGUUCGCAAUGCAGACCAGCAUGCAGGUGAGGUGGCUUCGAUGGCCCUGAAUCUGUUGGAUCGAGUCAAGAGAUUCACCAUUCAACAUCGUCCCCAUGACGCAUUGAUGCUGAGAAUCGGUAUCCACAGUGGUCCAGUUUGUGCCGGAGUGGUGGGUCGGAAAAUGCCCAGAUUCUGCUUGUUUGGUGACACGGUGAACACUGCAUCCAGAAUGGAAUCCACUGGAGCCCCUCUCAAGAUCCAUUGUAGCUCGUCUUGUUACCAGAUCCUAUCAAAGCUUGGUGGCUAUGAAUUGGAAGAGCGGGGAUUUGUGAACAUCAAGGGCAAGGGGGAUCAACUGACUUUCUGGCUCCUUAAUGAAGACCCAUUCAUACGAGAACAACGCAUGACGGAACGGGAACAACAGUUGAAGAGCCAGAAACGCCCGGCAUCCAUAGCCUUGGACUUCCUCCGGACGGACUACCAACCCAUACAAAGGAAUUCCAGUCGAAAGAAAAGACCUUCCAAGGAUAGCACCUCCUUAACUGAGUCUCCAUCAUCAGAUGCUAAGCGAUUACGGUUUGGCCUCAACAAACCGAUCACGGAGGAAACACAACCGAACGAGACCCACCCAACCAAUGAAGAGGAUGUUUUUCUACCCAGUGUGCAUACCCGCACACCUCGUUUGAGAGUUUUGGACCAAUACAUCAUUGACGUGGCCAAUCCCACACCCAAGCGCAAUUCCUGCCCAUGUAUCGAUAACAUGGACCCAGCGUUCCUUUGUCCGGACCGAGAUUACUUGAACAGAAGUGAUUCAGGCCUGGCCCCAAAGUCAAGAGACGCCUCCCCAGACUCCAAGAGUAUCGGACAUACCAGUCUUUCGUCCAUUCUUCAGCACAUUGGGGCUCGCCAUGAUGCCAACGAGUGUUUGGACAGGUCCGACGAGGAAAAUGCAUUCGCGGCCUUCAAGGCUGGCUGCUCCACUUCUUGUAAGAAAAGCGAUCAUCGAAACAGCUUCAAGUUGACCAAGAUCCUUCGACGAAAUAAGUCCAAGCCCAAUAUCGACUUGGAAAUCAAUGAGAAAGAAGCGGAAUCCGAAAACCUUCUCCUCUCCGCCCAACGCCGUUGAUCUUUUAUUUGCUCUUGCCUCAAUUAAUGAGUUGACAAAAUCCGUAUAUAUAUGAACGAGCGUGUUUUUCAUCGUUAUAUUAUACAAAUAGGGAUUGGGAUUACAUAGUGGCAACCUCCAAAUCCCAACAAACCACCGG
Messenger RNA from Tigriopus californicus, 4191 nucleotides. RefSeq names its product guanylate cyclase 32E-like. Gene Ontology annotation, biological process: protein phosphorylation; cGMP biosynthetic process; receptor guanylyl cyclase signaling pathway. NCBI's taxonomy places the organism in Eukaryota, Metazoa, Arthropoda, Copepoda, Harpacticoida, Harpacticidae. Bases 852 to 4052 code for a protein of 1066 amino acids. The transcript is spliced from 21 exons. The record is from RefSeq and is a predicted model, not a curated record. Gene Ontology annotation, molecular function: ATP binding; protein kinase activity; peptide receptor activity.